Talaromyces stipitatus ATCC 10500 is the source of this 1250-nucleotide messenger RNA. RefSeq names its product arsenic resistance protein ArsH. Bases 72 to 1004 code for a protein of 310 amino acids. The record is from RefSeq and is a predicted model, not a curated record. Lineage: Eukaryota; Fungi; Ascomycota; Eurotiomycetes; Eurotiales; Trichocomaceae. Gene Ontology annotation, molecular function: oxidoreductase activity. The transcript is spliced from 2 exons.
UUUAUCUGCCUAGUAUUCUAUAGUCUGUAUGAGCGCAUUUUCAAACAUAUACAACAGAGCACGUCUUUCAGAUGAAUACUAUUUUGAGAUCAUUCACAGUCAGACACAGUCCAGCAAUCUGUUCAGGUCGACAUUGUUGGCGACACGCUUAUACGACCAUGGCAAAUCCCGCUGUUGCUGAGACAGAACCAACUGCGAAUGGCGAACAUGUUAGGCCACUCUCCCUCGCAAUUCCGGAGACCGAAGACGAUAUGGAUAUUCGCCGGAAAUAUCGCCCAUUUAUCCGUGACGAUGCAGAGGACGACUGGGUCAGCGCCUUGGAGUUGACCAGGGUUCUCGAUAUGGCAGAGAAUAAUCUCCGGUUAACAAAUAAAAGACUCAAAAUCCUCGUACUAUACGGCAGUCUACGCAGAAGGUCUUACUCAAAGCUCGUCGCAUUCGAGGCUUGUCGGAUUCUGUUCCGUUUAGGAUGCGAUGUGCGCGUCUUUGAUCCGGAGGGAUUACCGGUGAAAAAUGAUGUCGAUCACGGUCAUGCAAAAGUACAGGAGCUUCGUGCAUUGAGUACAUGGAGUGAUGGACAACUCUGGGUUUCGCCUGAGCAGCAUGGUAAUCUGACCGCCGUUUUCAAGAACCAAAUUGACUGGAUACCUUUAAGUACUGGAAGUGUACGUCCAACGCAAGGUCGGACACUUGCCAUUGCCCAAGUGUGUGGUGGUUCACAGUCAUUCAAUGCAGUAAACUCCUUACGCAUCCUUGGUCGCUGGAUGCGGAUGUUUACGAUUCCGAAUCAAUCCUCGAUACCCAUGGCAUAUACACACUUUCCGGAUGAAGGGCAACCGGGAGACCAGCGACUCAAAUACAGCAGUAAUCGUGACCGUUUGGUAGAUUGCAUGGAGGAAUUUGUCAAGUAUACGAUUCUGAUGCGUCCUCAAAUCGACCUCUUCGGUGACCGGUACAGCGAACGGGAGGAGAAAAGGAUUAAAGAAGCGAAAAGUAAGGCAUAAUCGGUUGAUUAUGAUGCCGUAGCCGCUUUUAAUACUCCACAAGACGCGGGAAGGCAUAUCUAUUUAGGGCAUCACAUGAAUAAAAAGAACAUAGAAUGAUAGACUAGAAUGCUUUCACGUGCAUGCCAAACACAAAUGCUAUUUUUGACUAAGACCAACCUAACCAUACCUAGUUAAUUGUGGGUAUAAAAGCAUGCAACACCAGCAUUUUGUCGUGUGAUGGAUAGUCAGGCAUAACAGGACACU